This is a messenger RNA of Fusarium subglutinans, 1323 nucleotides long. Its product is annotated as aspartic-type endopeptidase OPSB. Lineage: Eukaryota; Fungi; Ascomycota; Sordariomycetes; Hypocreales; Nectriaceae. The record is from RefSeq and is a predicted model, not a curated record. The transcript has a single exon. Gene Ontology annotation, biological process: proteolysis. Gene Ontology annotation, molecular function: aspartic-type endopeptidase activity. The coding region runs from base 1 to 1323 and encodes 440 amino acids.
AUGACGGUGGACCAGCAAGGCUCCAGCUUACUCUACUGGGCCAACUUCACCAUUAGAAACCCGCCGCAGAAGCUUUCCGCAGAAAUUGAUACUGGAAGUGCUGACUUGCUUGUUCUCACGAAUCAGAUCGAGACUUGCAAGGAAAAUGAAUGCCAGGGUGGCAUCUUCAAACCAGAAAAGUCAGACAGUUUCGAGUGGGGUGAAGAGCAGGUGUCUAAUAGUUUCGGCAGUGGCCAAAGCUGGAAGGGUGAAUAUGCUAACGACACAUUUACACUUGGCUCAUCCACUCUGGACUCUUUCCAAUUUGUUGGCGUGACCGAGUACAAUGCCACGAACGGUCUUAUCUUUAGUGUCUUUGGCGUUGGUAUCGACAGCCUGGAAAAUGCUGACACAAAAUACCCCAACCUGCCUUAUGCUCUGGCCAAUGCAGGAGAGAUCAACACUCCCGCUUUCAGCUUAUGGCUCAGCAACGAGACGCAUGGAGAGUUCCUGUUUGGUGGCGUCAACAAAGCCAAGUAUACAGGCCCCCUCGUCACCUAUCCUGUUGCGGGCGACAACACAUUUGAUAUGCGGGACAGAGCCCUCGUGGUUAUGACAGGCUUCGGAACAACCUCUGAGGGCAAGACUUCAGAGCUAGACUUUAAAGCCCGACCGGCACUCCUCGACUCGGGCACUGUACAGAGCAGACUGAGUCUUAACAUGACCCUGCAUCUGAUCAAGACCAUGAAGUUCUCCAUGGAUGAGAAGUUGGGUGUCGUAGCGCCUUGUAACACAAGCUCCAAGGAAACGCUGGACUUCACGUUUGGCGACCUGACUCUGAAUAUGCCCCUAGCAAACUUCCUCGCAAAAACCCCAGUCAAGAGCGGUGUCGACGGUGUUGCGUACUGCAAAGUCGUCUAUUACGAAGAUUCCACUAGCAUCAUACUCGGGGACGAUUUCCUACGAGGUGCCUAUGUUGUUUACGACUGGGGUAACAUGGAGAUAUCUCUCGCUUCAUACAACUCUGAGGAGGCUGAAGAUGAUAUUUACGAGAUUGUACGAGAUGUGCCUGGGGCUUCUGCCGCCACUGGUGUCCCCACGAUGUAUCUGAAGUUCGAUCAGCCUGCAGAGUCAGCGGGUACUGAAGUCCCGACUGAGUUGCCGACUAUUAGUGCAACCCCUCUCAACACUGCGACUAGUUCAGGUACAGGUUCGGCGGUAGCUUCGUCGACUGCGGCUGAGGCUGGAGAUGAUGAGGAUAAUGGAGCGACGAGUAGCCUGCCAGCAAACUUGACGUACGUGAUGCUGCUUGGUUUGAUCUUCAACUUUAUAGCAUUCGCAUAG